Molecule: messenger RNA, 3934 nt
Organism: Mauremys reevesii (Reeves's turtle)
Lineage: Eukaryota; Metazoa; Chordata; Testudines; Geoemydidae
Gene: CCDC158
Product: coiled-coil domain containing 158
Exons: 27
Coding region: 281-3820 (1179 amino acids)
Source: RefSeq, a predicted model, not a curated record
UCCCAUUAGCUUCCAUCAUGCAGGAUCGAGCCCUAAAUCUCUCCUCUCCCCGCCUCGGAGGACAUGGAGUUAUAAAAGAACAAACUCUGAACUAAAUGCAACUCUGCUGCAGGUGGAUUAUGCAAGCGCUGAUCUGGACCUCUGUCUUUCUGCAAUUAAUCCAGCCUUGCAAAACUGUCUUGAAAAUUUACCAGAGCAGAUACAAAAACUACUUGCCCUCCAUAGUGAAAACACUUUGCGCACCUCUCAAAAAGAAUUACUUGCCACAGACACUGUUACAAUGAGCAAGAAUAUCCAGGAAUUAAGGGAAGCACUGGAAAGACAAACAAAAGAGACUCUGAAACUCCAAGAAGAAGCAACCAAAUUUACAAUGGAAUCAAUCACACAUUCUCUGAGUCAUGAAGAGAUUUUAUCAAGUGGCAACAUUCCCAGUGGGGGUGCUGCUAGCCCACUUUUCAGCAAUCAGAAUGUAUUAGCAUCUUCCAUUCGUAGCACAGUGAUGGAAACCUCUACCUCUGCUAGUGCUGGCAGUAGUCCACCCAAAACUGUCUUGUAUUCUAAAUAUGAAGUGGACAUUGAUACCCAGAAGAGAAGCACUAGUUAUCCUGGAAAAGAGCACAUUGAGAGCAUCUUGGAAGAGUACUCACAGCAAGUCAGAGAUCUGCAGAAGAGGCUAAAUGAUAACACUGAACUGCAUGAACAACAGAAGUUCAAUUUAAGACAGACAAUCGUUGAGUUGCAGACCAAACUUCAGGAGGUGCAAAUGGAGAGAGAUGCUCUUGUGGAUAUCAGACGAAGAGAAUCCCAGACCCAGGAGGACAUCAAAAUACAGCUACAGGCUACAAUUCAUGAACUGCAAACAGCUAACCACCUUCAGGAGGAGAUGCUGAGGGAGGCCAACAGCCAAACUGAGCAUCUGAAAAAGAUGGUACAUGGCCAUGAGGAAGUGCUCCACGAACUGCGGGGCGUUCUAGUGGACUACGAAGACAGCACAGGCAAGAGGGUGUAUGAGCACGAGAACAUCAGCGGUCUCCAUAUCCGCAACCUGGGCACAGCUUUUAGUAAAGUCCUGCGAGAUUUAGACUCAGAGGUGUCGUAUCUCAAAGGGAGGAUUUUCCCGUUGGAGGAACAACUUGAAUCACUGAAAAAAGAAUCACAGGCCAAAACAGAACUUCUGCUUCAACAACAUCAAGAUAGGAUUGAGCAACUAAUAAAUGAACAUGAACAGGAGGUGGCAGCACUGACUGAUAAAACCAACAGCGCACGCAGCCAUGCAAAUAGUAUCCAAAGCCAGAUGGAGAUCAUUCAAGAACAAACACGAAACCAGAAUUCAAUGUACAUGCGUCAGGUCAGUCAACUGGAAUCCACUGUUUCUCAGCUGCGUUCUGAGUUACGAGAAGCUAAAAGGAUGUAUGAAGACAAGAUAGAAGAUUUGGAAAAGCAACUGCACCUGGCUCAUUCUGAGAUGGCAGAGGCACAAACUGAACGGGAUCAAUACAGUCAAGAAUCUGGAAAUCUGGAUGAUCAGCUUCAGCAGCUGCUGGCUGAUCUACAUAAAAAAGAGAUGGAACUGAGUCUGGAAAAGGAGCAGAACAAGCGGCUUUGGGAUCGGGACACUGGCAACAGCAUCACCAUUGACCACCUACGGAGAGAACUGGACAACAAGAAUAUGGAAUUGCAGCGCAUGGAGAACAUAGUGAAAACAAUGAAGACCGAGUGUCAGGGACAAAUGGAACGUCAGAUGGCUGCAAUUAAGGAAAAGAAUGAAAGCAUUGAAAGAGUCUCCUCCUUGACUGCCCAGCUAGAAUCAACCAAAGAGAUGCUCCGUAAAGUGGUUGAAGAUCUGACAGCCAAGAAGAUAAAUCUGGAGGCUUCUGAGAGAACAGUGUCUGACUUGACAGCCUGCCUGCAAGAGAAGGAGAGAGCCAUUGAAAUUACCAAUGAGGAAGUCAGGAAGCUCCGGUCACGGGUAGAUAGUAAGUUGCAGGAGCUCCAGCACUUAAAGAAUGAAGGGGAUUACUUACAGAAUGUGCAGUUGGAGUGUGAGACACUGAAACUGCAGGUGAUGGAAAAGGAAAGAGUUAUUGAGAUCUUCCAAAAGCAAAUUGAUAACAUGACCCAGAUUGUGGGCCAGCAUGGACGAACUGCUGGUGCAAUGGAGGUGGAGAAAUCUCAGCUUGUGAAAGAAAUCAGUGACAGGAAACUGGAAGUACAAGAACUUAAGAUUGCGAUGGACAAGAAAGAAGACAGAAUCCGUGAAAUGGAGACCAGAUUGAGUGAGCUGGAGCUGGAAAAAGUUAAACUGAUAAAUACCUGCACUGAGAGGCUCCGUGCAGUAAAGGACAUGAAACUGGAAAGAGACCAACUCAUGAAUGAGCUGAAAGCCAGUCGCACUGAGCUAGCUGGCCUCGCAGAGGAAUAUGAAAAUUUAAAGAGGAAUUAUCGAGACAAAAGCGAAGAGAUGGAAGGUAUCACAAGCAAACUCAGAAUGCAAUUGAAAUCUGCCCAGGCUGAACUGGAACAAACCAGAGCCACUUUAAAGACUAUGGAAGGUUCCGACGGCCAUGCUAUGAAAGUUGCAAUGGGAAUGCAGAAGCAAAUCACAGCCAAGAGAGGACAGAUAGAUGCAUUGCAGAGCAAGAUUAAAUUCUUGGAGGAGGCAAUGACAAAUGCAACUAAGGAGAAGCAUUAUCUGAAAGAAGAAAAAAAUAAACUAAGCCAAGAACUGAGUAGUAUUGCAACAGAAAACAACAAGAUGACUGGAGAGCUGGAGAUCCUAAGGUCACAAGAUCGACGUUUGAAAGAAAAGAUUGCUAACAUGGAGGCAGCUCUUGAUAAGGCAUCUAUGCAAUUUGCAGAAUGUCAGUGCAUAAUCCAGUGUCAGGAGCAAGAAGCCAUGCGCUUCAAACUACAACACACUUUGGAUAUAAAAGAACUGCAGGGCCCAGGAUAUACGUCAGGUUCUACUUCUGGAAAGCCACGCCACAUAUCAUUGCCACUUACUCAUCCCCAUGCUAACGUGCCACCUUCCCAAGCCUUUCAAGGCUUCAUUCCUCACAUGCCACCCAAGCCAGGCAUUGUGAAGGAGGACCCACUGCGAGAUUUAAAGCGGCUUCUCCAGGAAUUAAGAAGUACGAUUGAUGAGAUCCCCUCCAUGGUUCUCAGUAAGAGUGACAGCGAUGGCAGGAGAGAGUUACCUUUAGCCACCUUGAGAAACACAAUAGAUGCUGCAAGUAGAGAAUCUGCUGUCACAUGCAGCUUGCGACAGGAUAUAUACAGCAAAGAUACUGCCGUGAGAGACUCCGCUCCUGAAGGCAGCUUGGGGCAGGAUACUUUCAGCAGGGAGCCUUUAACUUUACAUGUUUCGGAUCUUGAGGACCAAACUGCUACUCGGCCCUUCACACCCACUGCAAGUCCAUCCAUCUUCACUGCCGCUCCUCGUUAUGCCUCUUCCCCAAAGAAGUUCUCCCAGGAGGAGAGAUACAAAGAUAGGUCUCCAGUGCACUCACUGUUAACUGCUCCGCUAGAUGACCUGAAGGCUGUCCCUAGUACCUCAGCAGAUCACAGACCAUCUUUGAGGAAGAGUAGCUCACCAGAAGCUACAACUGCCCGGAAAAAUAUCUCCUUCACUCCCAGUUCUUCCUCUCAGCCUGUGGAAACCAGUGGGAGCACAUGCAGGCAGCUACAGAACAAGAUGGAAAACCUACAAAACCUGGUGGAAACGUUACAGAUGAAAAACCAAGCAAUGUCUUCGAUGAUCCGCUGUCAGGAAAAGAAGAUUGAGAAAGUGAAGGAAAAGGAGAAAAAGCUAACAAAAUAAAGAAACUCUGUAUGGUUGUGAUCAUUCUAAUAUAUGUAGAUUCAGCCCCAUUAAAUGUGAUGCUUAAAAUAUGAUACUGUUAAAGAUUCAUAAUAAAGGUUCAUAGUUUUGUAA